AUGGAUUGUGGAGCUUUUGAACGCUUGUUCGCGCAGAAGUUGUCCAGCGCUGAUUCGAACAUUCGACGCAGGGCGCUUAAACAUCUGCAGGAAUGGAUUCAAGAACAGUGCAAGAUCGGACACUUCUUAAACAGGAGUAGUUUUGUGAAUCUCUGGCAAGGUUUAUAUUACUGCUUUUGGAUGCAAGACAAGCCGUUGAUGCAAGAAGAGCUUGCUGAUAAAAUUGGUGGUUUGGGAGCGUAUUUCAGUCCAGUCAAACAGCAACUGCUAUUUUAUGACGUUUUCUUCAAACAGAUAGGACUAGAGUGGUAUUCAAUCGAUCGGUGGCGGAUGAACAAGUUUAUGAUGCUUGUUCGUCGCAUCUUCAGGUCAAUGCUUAUUCAGCUAAAGCAGUCGAACUGGAAGAAGAAAGUUAUAUCGAAAGUAUUCAAUAUGAUGAGUAAAACUGUUCUUUCCUCUGAAUCAAUUGGCUAUCCAAGCGGUUUGAAACUGCAUUUUGCAUCCAUAUAUCUGGACGAAUUGGAUUUCGUUGGCGCUGUUCAGUUGCAUAAUGAUCAGACGAUGUUUUUCUUGCUGCCGUAUAUCAACUUGCUCAAAAGCAGCAUCGAGUGA
Soboliphyme baturini is the source of this 612-nucleotide messenger RNA. NCBI's taxonomy places the organism in Eukaryota, Metazoa, Nematoda, Enoplea, Dioctophymatida, Soboliphymatidae. The record is from the annotation of a GenBank genome assembly.